Molecule: messenger RNA, 3213 nt
Organism: Exaiptasia diaphana
Lineage: Eukaryota; Metazoa; Cnidaria; Anthozoa; Actiniaria; Aiptasiidae
Product: glycogen phosphorylase, muscle form
Exons: 21
Coding region: 44-2584 (846 amino acids)
Biological process (GO): glycogen catabolic process
Cellular component (GO): cytoplasm
Molecular function (GO): glycogen phosphorylase activity; pyridoxal phosphate binding
Source: RefSeq, a predicted model, not a curated record
AGUUUACAUCAAGAGGUCAUUUGCAGCUCUCUUUGCAGCCAAAAUGGGAGAAAAACCGCAGUCCGAUGCAGACAAGAGGCGUCAAAUCUCCAUGAGAAAAUUGCCGGUAAUUGAAGGCGUAAAUGAUAUCAAAGAGUCCUUUAACCGGCAUCUCCAUUACACCCUAGUAAAGGAUCGAAACGUGGCGACAAGAAGGGACUACUACUCGGCCCUAGCCCAUACAGUUAAAGAUCAUCUGGUUGGAAAAUGGAUACGAACGCAGCAGACCUACUACGAAAARGAUCCAAAGCGUGUUUAUUACCUCUCUCUGGAGUACUACAUGGGGCGUGCACUCAGUAAUACCAUGAUAAAUUUAGGAAUUCAAGGAGAAUGCGAUGAAGCCAUUUAUCAGAUGGGUYUAGAAAUGGAAGAGCUGGAGGAAAUCGAAGAGGAUGCUGGUUUGGGAAAUGGUGGACUUGGUCGUCUUGCGGCAUGUUUUCUAGAUUCCAUGGCAACGCUCGGCUAUGCUGCUUAUGGUUAUGGUAUAAGAUAUGACUAUGGAAUCUUUAAACAGGAAAUAGAUGAAAAAGGAAACCAGAUUGAACACCCUGAUGACUGGCUGAAGUUUGGCAACCCWUGGGAAAAGUCUCGUCCAGAGUACACCAUACCAGUCCAGUUUUAUGGCAAAGUAAACCAAGGUGAAGAUGGAAAGCCAAAGUGGGAGCACACWAGUCAUGUGUAUGCCAUGCCAUAUGACCAGCCAAUUCCUGGAUACUGUAACAAUACUUGUAAUACAAUGAGRCUUUGGUCUUGCAAGUCGUCAAAGGAUUUUGACCUGUCUUACUUCAAUGAUGGUGAUUAUAUCAAAGCUGUCUGUGAUAGAAAUAGUGCUGAAAAUAUCUCAAGRGUCUUGUAUCCUAAUGACAAUUUUUUUGAAGGCAAAGAACUACGACUAAAACAGGAGUAUUUCAUGGUGUCUGCUACUUUACAAGACAUAGUGAGACGUUACAAAGCAUCAAAGUAUGGCGAUAGAUCUGCUAAAAGAAAAACCUUUGAUGACUUCCCAGAUAAGGUUGCUAUACAACUAAAUGACACYCAUCCAUCAUUGGCCAUCCCUGAACUAAUGAGAAUCUUUACAGACCUUGAAGGCUUAGACUGGGAUGAGGCAUGGAAUAUUUGUGUCAAUACGUUUGGUUACACAAACCAUACCCUUCUACCAGAGGCUCUAGAGAGAUGGCCAGUGCAUAUGCUAGAGUACAUUCUACCUAGACAUCUUAGUAUCAUUUAUGAAAUUAAUGCAAGAYACUUAAAGGUUGUGCUUGACAAGUGGCCUGGAGACAUUGAUAGAAUGAGACGAAUGUCUUUAGUGGAAGAAGGACAAGAAAAGAAAAUCAACAUGGCAUUUUUAUGCAUUGUAGGAUCGCAUGCAGUAAAUGGAGUCGCAGCUUUGCACUCACAAUUGCUCAAGGAYGGAAUGUUUAAGGACUUUUAUGAGCUUAGUCCAGAAAAGUUUCAGAACAAGACCAAUGGCGUAACACCUCGUCGCUGGCUACUAAUGUGCAAUCCAGGACUCUCCGACUUGAUAUGUGAGAAAAUUGGUGACGGCUGGAUAACUGAUUUGUCAGAGCUUAUAAAGCUUAAACCAUUCUUGAAUGAAAAGUCCUUUUUGCAUGCAUUUACAAGGUCUAAACAGGAAAACAAGAUCAGGCUUGCUGCUUACAUCAAGUCUGAAUUUCAUGUUGAUGUGAAUGUAGAUUCAAUCUUUGACAUCCAAGUGAAAAGRAUCCAUGAGUAUAAACGACAACUUAUGACUUGCCUACACGUCAUUGUGCUUUAUAAUCGUUUGAAGGCAAACCCAAACAUGAGCUUUGUUCCUCGUACAGUCAUGAUUGGUGGCAAGGCUGCUCCAGGCUACUACAUGGCUAAGCUUAUUAUAAAGCUCAUAAAUAGUGUUGCCAGAGUUGUCAACAAUGAUCCCAUUAUUGGAGACAAACUGAAAUUGGUUUUCUUGGAGAAUUACAGAGUUUCUUUUGCUGAAAARGUUAUUCCAGCUGCAGACUUGUCAGAACAGAUUUCGCUUGCAGGAACAGAGGCAUCUGGGACUGGAAAUAUGAAGUUUAUGAUGAAUGGUGCCCUGACUAUAGGUACUCUUGAUGGUGCCAAUGUUGAGAUGUGUGAAGAAAUGGGUGAAGAGAACAUGUUCAUCUUUGGGAUGACUGUGGAAGAAGUAGAAAAGUGUAAAAAAGCAGGGUAUGACCCCAAAGUAUUCUAUGACAAGAAUCCUGAGCUCAGAAAAGCAUUGGAUCAAAUUCGUGAUAACUACUUUUCUCCAAGAGAGCCAGGYGUAUUCCAGGAUAUUUAUAAUGCUAUGGUUUACCAUGACAGGUUUUUACUUAUGGCYGAUUUUGAUGCUUAUCUGAAAUGCCAGGAAAGAGUCAGCCAGACUUUCAUGAACCCCAAGCAGUGGUACACAAUGGCUGCCAURAAUGUAGCAACAUCAGGGAAGUUCUCAUCAGACCGUACAAUAAAGCAAUAUGCUGAAGAGAUCUGGAAAGCUGAAGCUGUUCACMCAUCAGAGAUGAAGCCAGUUGCUGUUAAGUCUUAGCUUCAAGUCGACUGAUUAGCAAGAUGUGAAUAAUUCAAUAUUACAAGCUUGAACACUAAUCAUGAAAUAGAACACUUUUCUUUUCUUUUACGUCAGAGUUUAGUUGUUUUUUUUUUCCCAGUAUUUCUUUUAAAGAAGAGAGCACAGCAUUUAAUGCAGGAGUGAAGCCUGGGGGGUGCACAUAACAGAAAAUGCUGCAUAAGAUACAUACAGUAUAGAUACAAAGUCAUAUCAGGGAAGAAUUGUGCUCCCCCCCUGCUUCGUACUCCUUGAACCAUCCUUUAGUUUGUAAUAAUUGCCAUWACUAUAGUCCUUGAGGAAACUAAUUCAAGUGAAAGCAGCACUCUUCCCUACAAACCAUUAUUAAGUGUCAUGAAUGAUUAGUGAAGUUGGGUUCCUGAUAYGGAGUGAUUGCAUAGAUUUAUUCAAUUGUUCUUAUGUUUUGUGACAUUUUGUGCCUUUGUGUGUAUCAAAGUGAUGAAAGAAGGAUCAAAGAUGUUUGUAUAACAAGAAACUUAGUUAGAAUGAUUUAAAUUAUAAACCUACUUGGAGGUAGAAAACUAGUAAAUUAAUUUUUGUAAGGGUAGUGUAUGUAAAGUUCUCUAAAUUAAAAUAUUGACAAACAUGAA